This is a messenger RNA of Phascolarctos cinereus (koala), 1021 nucleotides long. The record is from RefSeq and is a predicted model, not a curated record. NCBI's taxonomy places the organism in Eukaryota, Metazoa, Chordata, Mammalia, Diprotodontia, Phascolarctidae.
AAACACAAUUGGGCCACUCCCUCCAACGUGAACAUAACCACUCCUGCGGUCCUUCAGUUCAGGCUGGGCCAGCACUGUUUUGCAUGGUGAUAUCCAAAGCACCUUCUCAAACCCAGCCUGAGAUACAAAUAUCUCCCUUCUCUCUCCCUCUGAGCUGAAGCUCUCUGCCUGUAGCUCUACAAAGGUCACAAUGCUCUCCCAGUUCUUGCUUCUCUGCAUUCUACUGCUCGGGCCUCAAGAAUCCCAGGCAGCCAUUGAGCUGACCCAGUCCCCAGCCUCCCUGUCUGUGGCUGCAGGAGAUCAAGUCACCAUCAGCUGCAAGGCCAGUUCCAGCAUUAGCAAGUACAUGGCAUGGUAUCAGCAGAAACCAGGACAGUCUCCCAGGCUCCUGAUUUAUUAUGCUUCCACCCUGCAGUCUGGGGUCCCUGACCGGUUCAGUGGCAGUGGCUCUGGGACAGAUUUCACCUUCACCAUCAGUGCAGUGGAGGCUGAGGAUGUGGCAGAUUAUUACUGUUCUCAGCAUUAUACUGAUCCAUUCCCACAGUGUUUCAGCCCUGAACAAAAACCUCCCCAGGCUGCUCAGCCCUUCAGCAGAGGGCAGCAGCUGCUUCCCCAGAGUCACAGGCUUGGGGCAACCACUGCCCUCGGGGGGAGAAUGGGGCCUGCUUCAGCCCUGAUGCAGGAGCCAUUUGUCAAAGGGAUGCUGGUUGAGGGUCACCAUGCUCUCCCAGUCCUUGCUCCUCUGGCUGCUACUGCUCUGGCCUCAGAAUCCCAGGCAGCCAUUGAGGUGACCCAGUCCCCAGCCUCCCUGUCUGUGGCUCUAGGAGACCAAGUCACCAUCAGCUGCAAGGCCAGUUCCAGCAUUAGCAAGUGGAUGGCCUGGUUCCAGCACAAACCAGGACACUCUCCCAAACAACUGAUCUAUGAUGCUUCCACUCUGAACUCUGGGGUCCCUGCCCGGUUCAGUGGCAGUGGCUCUGGGAACAGACUUCACCUUCACCAUCAGUGCAGUGGAGGCUGA